AUGAGCGCCAGAAGACACCUGGUACUCAGCACCCGCCCCCCAGGCCGGGCACUGCCUGAGAAGGGAGAGCCGGACGCUCUGUCCACACUCGGCCCAGCCCAGGCCCCCUGCCGUGCCCGCCCCCCCACAGCCAGACCAGAAAGCGGUGCUGCGCCCGAGCAGCUGGUUCUGUCCCUCGCUGCCACCAGGGGCUGUCCCUGGCCGGGGGUUACCGGCCCCACCCCCCACCUCCCCUGCAGCCCGCUGUAUCUGGCGCUGUCUCCUGGAAGCCGGCCUGGCUCUGCUCCAAACAGCCGCGCUGUUUACUGUCCCCGCCGCAGCCCCAGGACCGCCGGCCUGAGCAAGCCCGAGCAGGCUGCGGCCCUCGGUCCACCACGCCCACACCCCGGGGCCCCGGGCAGAGACCACAAAGGAGGCGCAGCCGCAAUGGUGGACAGGGCCCUGCACGUCGCCAUGGCACCUGCCGGCCGCCGGCCCAGCCCUGGGAGGAGGGGCCCGAGAGUCUCCAAGGAGCAGCGGGCCGGGGGCGCUGAGGGCCGGGGGGCUGGGAGGCCGCAGGAGGCCGGCCCGAGGCUGAGCCAGGCCCAGGCCUAUCGGGACGUGGGGCCCAUCGGGACGUGA
Rangifer tarandus platyrhynchus (Svalbard reindeer) is the source of this 621-nucleotide messenger RNA. The record is from the annotation of a GenBank genome assembly. NCBI's taxonomy places the organism in Eukaryota, Metazoa, Chordata, Mammalia, Artiodactyla, Cervidae.